Molecule: messenger RNA, 633 nt
Organism: Suillus bovinus
Lineage: Eukaryota; Fungi; Basidiomycota; Agaricomycetes; Boletales; Suillaceae
Exons: 1
Coding region: 69-476 (135 amino acids)
Source: RefSeq, a predicted model, not a curated record
CACAACCCUGGUGUGUGCCGAUUCACUUCAUUCAGGACCUUCCGCGCCUUGUGGCCUUGCUCUUUAUCAUGCAACGCAUGAGAUACAAGAAAUGGGGACCUCACCCGUUGGUCGAACCUGAACCUGGAUAUGAAGGCGAGAUCAUCAUCGAGUGUGAGAACAACACGGACAAGGACAGCCAUGAUCAAGAGGGCCAGAGAAAAAGCGCGUCGAUCUUACGAUUGGAUUUGAGGUCUGACAAGCGCACAACUCAUUUUGGUCUACGCGGACGCACAACGACUGUUUCCCCAGUGAAGAGUAAGGCGCUUUCGGCUCUGCCGCGGCUGUCUCAUUCUCUCAACGAAUCCACCGAAUUGGUUGCCAAGCUUUUUUGGCCUGAAGACGCACGGCAGAGCGAGCCCGAGGUCCUCGAAGAGGUCUACAAGAUUGCGACUCAAGAUCCGGAUGUGUUGGGCCAUGUUCCAGACAUGGUCUGAUUCCACAAGUUUGAAGAAACAUCCACGGCGACGAUCAGAAAGGCACUAGGAAUCGACGAUGCAGGUAGCCAGGUCCUAUACAUCAUCAUGUUCAGAAAGCUUGACCCAAUCACGAUGCUGAGUGGGAGGAAUUUAUCCUCGCAUGGUGGGAAGUCGU